Messenger RNA from Bacillus rossius redtenbacheri, 741 nucleotides. RefSeq lists its product as uncharacterized. The coding region runs from base 1 to 741 and encodes 246 amino acids. The record is from RefSeq and is a predicted model, not a curated record. NCBI's taxonomy places the organism in Eukaryota, Metazoa, Arthropoda, Insecta, Phasmatodea, Bacillidae. The transcript is spliced from 2 exons.
AUGGCGUCUGCAAGCUCGGCUAAUGAGUCUAAUGAAGAAUUUGUCUGUGUUGCCAAGAUCGCUUGCAUUGGUGGUGGUAUCCGACCCAGCCACAAUGACUUCAGAACGACUGUUCCUGCCAAACUGCGGAGGCUAGAGCAGCAGGGGCGGAUUAAUACCACUGAACCAGAAAAGGCACAAGCUCAGAAAUCACCUCCGCUUUACCAACAGUGGCAGCGCGGCGGGGAACAGCCCAAAAUACGAGUCAACACCGCCAAAUGGAAGUUUCACCACACUGGUAAAUGGAACAACCGGCAGAAUCGAAUACAUAACUCGAACUUCUGGAGCGGGAAAUGGAGUCGUCCCGGUGGUGACGAGUACGAGCCGAGCCACCAUGAACAACCCCAUAACAAGAGGUCGCAACACGAAGAACAACGGCUUCCCAGGUACGAGUACCCAGAGCGACCAAGAUCACCACAUCAAGGGUACCACGACCGAUUGCCAAGAUCACCGGAGCAGCAGCAACAGCUAGUGUUCCCUCCCAGUGGAGCUGAAACCGUCCAGUCAGCGAACACCACGACGAGUUUCCCCACUCACAACUUCCCCUCGUCCACGUCAAAGUACCAACAAGGAUACUUUGCGCGGCAAUCACCAAUCCCUCCCAACAGCAGCCAGAUGCAGCAGCUGCGACAACAGCAGCAGGCCAGCUCAUCAUCAAACGCCGCCUUGGCUAGCACAGCCAAUGUUACGGCGUUAAACUAG